This is a messenger RNA of Tilletiaria anomala UBC 951, 3218 nucleotides long. RefSeq lists its product as uncharacterized. Gene Ontology annotation, biological process: regulation of DNA-templated transcription; DNA-templated transcription. The record is from RefSeq and is a predicted model, not a curated record. Bases 357 to 2999 code for a protein of 880 amino acids. NCBI's taxonomy places the organism in Eukaryota, Fungi, Basidiomycota, Exobasidiomycetes, Georgefischeriales, Tilletiariaceae. Gene Ontology annotation, cellular component: nucleus. The transcript has 4 exons. Gene Ontology annotation, molecular function: zinc ion binding; transcription cis-regulatory region binding; DNA-binding transcription factor activity, RNA polymerase II-specific.
CAGGACCUGCUGCGCUUGUGAGCCCUGUGACCAACUGACCGCUGAGGCGCCAAACGAUGACAUCGCCCAUUGCCUCAUGUCUAGUCUGCCAGUGGUCAGCUUGCAGCGUUCAGUCUUAUGACAUGGUCAUCGGUGAUGCCUCUUUAGUGUUUCCUUCUUGACGUCAACGGACAGGAGAUAACACUCGCAGCUUGAUCUUGGACCGAGGAGGACUUGAUGCACGGUGGCAUACAAGCAAGCCUGGCUGGAUGAAUGGCAUUCCUCUGAGCAACGCUUUUCUUCAGCCUCCUAUACCUGCGCCACUGCCGCUUCCGCUUCCGCAGGUGCAGCAAAUCCAGCUGCAAUAGGGGCCCGCAAUGUCGGAGCCUUUUGGUCAGCUGCGGCCGGACGUUCCCCACUAUGACAGCAUGACCCCACCAGAUGCUGUCAACGGGGCAGACCCCAGUAACAUGCGAAGGGAAUGGACAGAAGAAAAGGAGGGUCGAGAGCGCCUCGUGCGUGCUCUCGCUAACUUGACCGAGGUUCGGGAUUUGUUAAGGAGGUUUAAUUACUUCCGAAAUGAAGAGCGCACGAAGCCAAGCCGUGGACGAAAGAGCGUGCUUAAACUUUCGUGCAUUGUAUGUCGAGAGCUCAAGGUCAAAUGUCAGACCGAUAAGGAAGGAGUGGGACCCUGCACUCGGUGUGUGGCGCGAGGCGACGAUUGCGUGUUCGAGAAGCAUCGCAGAACCCAGAAGCGAGAUACUGAUCGAAUCGAGGACAUCGAACAGUCAUUCGACGUGGUCUAUAAGGCUUUCAGCGAGCUAGUCUCCAGCGCUUCGAGAUGCUCCCUCGCCGACCUGGAACAGUCUGCAGUGGAUGCCAAACCGCCCAAGCGGGCUUCCCAUCUCGGAGAGGACGGCCACUCGAGCUGUUCCAUGUCGCCCGUUGGAAACUCUCGGUUAGCGCCACCAGAUAGAAGUGCAAUCGAAGCUCCUUCGAGAACUGGCAGCCCUCCUCGACGGAAAAGGCGCGUCGAUCCACCUUCUGUGCAGACUGGGAACUGGCCAGGAGAUGACCUCACAAACAGCGAAGAUGAGGCUGGCGUCACCGUGAACCCUCUAAAACUGCUCGCUGCAAGCGCUGUUGAUCCUCAUCAGCGUGGUGAACAACCGUUAGAGAGGGCAUCAUCGCCAGUGCAGACUUCUCUCCCGCCGCGAUGGCGCUCGACACCACACAAGGUACUGGACGCCGGCGCGUACUGGCGCAAAUCACACUUUCAACCGGUCCCCGACAUUGGCAGUCAGGCUGUCAGCGUUAUCGAUGCUGGCAUCAUUUCCGAAGCGCAAGCGAGCAAGUACUUGCACAUGUUUUUCGAGGGGCGCAACAAGCAGCUCCAGCUAUUGGAUCCUUACCUUCACACCAUCCACUAUCUGCGUCGGCACUCAUCCAUGCUACUUGGCGUCAUCUGCUCGCUCGAAGCACGAUUCACUGAAGGCGAUGAGGACGUUGCUCUCGCUAUGAGACGACACAUACAAGAGAAAUGCAUGGCUCAAGUCAUGCUUCCGCCGUCAUUCAAGUCGCUGGAACUGGGCCAAUCGUUCCUCAUCUUAGUGGCGUAUGGAUCCACAACAGAGCUAGCUCAGCAUGAUCGCUCAUGGACAUUCUUAUACUCUGCUAUGUGUAUGGCGACCGAGCUUGGCUGUCACGUGAAGCCACUUUCCAAAUAUACGACUGACACAUCGGAGACGCACCUUCGAGGGCUUCGGAAUCAAGAGCGAUUCUGGUUGGCUGUCUGGAUGGCAGAGCGCGUCCUGUGCGCACAAACGGGACGGCCCUCAUUGAUGCCCAAGCAGCCGUACGAGAACGAGUCGAUGUCCAGCUGGCACAGGCAAUUGUAUGCCCUUCCAGAGGAUGCUACCAUGAUUGCCAAUAUCGAGCUCGAGAUAACAGUCACUCACCACCAGCAGCUGUACCAGAACCUGGUGGCCGACGCCCAACAAGACGUUGCAGUUCGACUGCAGUUCUAUCGAGACGCUUUCUGCUCUGAACUGUCCAAAUGGAAGACACACUACGCCACGAGGCCGACCCCAGAGCAGGUGCAGGCGCUAUCCUCCGCGCGCAUGCUGCUGUGCAGCUUGCCAAUUCGCGACCGACGCAAGGAACAUUCUCACUUUGGGCCGCUGCAGUGUCGCGAAUUACGAAACGAGUGCAGGCUCGCGGCGAUGGAGUUCAUCGAGGCAUGCGCUGCGCAGCCUGUGGGGCAUCUCGUCUAUGCGACAAACCAGUACAUCAUAGCAUCUGUCCACGCCACUGUGAUGCUGGUACAAUUCGCUUCAAGGCCGCAGUCCCCUGCACUGCCAGACGCAUAUGCGGGUCAGCGUGCGAUAGAAAAGGUGCGACUCUUCACCGAGAAGCUGCUCAUGUCCAGCAAACAGCCCAUUUCCCGAUCGUGGCACUCGUUCGCUGCGACAUACGUGCAGCUAUUGCAGCGCGUGCUCAGCAGAACGAGUGACGUCACUGGUGCCAGCGCAUUUCUGCCGAACGGAAAAGGCAGCGUUGUUUUGCCCAACCCCAAUUUCAGUGGCCUGCGCCCACCGCUCCUCUCACGAACAUCACCAUCACUUCGAAAUGAUUCUAGAUCUCCAAUGCCUGGCUCGCUCGGAUUUGGCUCAAAUGCACCCUUGCCACGCCUUGGUCUGGCUGCAGACGGCCCCAAUCGGUCAACAUGGAGCGAGCCGGUCACGGGGUACAUCCUUCCUGCACCUGCCAAUCCAAUAGGACAGCCUACGGAUAUCGGCUGGCCAAAUACUGUGCCCACGACCAGCGCGAUGGAUUGGAGCGAGGCAGACCGUGCUGGGCCUCUCAUGCUUGAUAAUUUGAUGGAUCAGUUGUUGAGUGCUUCAGGCGUCAUUGCGCCAGAUGGAGACAAUGAGCAAAUGCAUCUCUACGUCGAUCAGCUCAUCUUUGGCAAAAGGCCAACAGGUGCACCGUCCUUUGGCGUAGGGCCGCCUCAGCAGUGAGGCGGCAGCCUUCGGGCGCUGCGCGAACUCGGACACGUUGCCUUCUUCCGUGCAAGGCGCUUCCGGUGCUCUUGCGCUGUCUGAGGCAAGAGCAUCAAACUGUAGGCUACUAUCUACAUGUCUGUAUUCUCUCAGCACUUUGGAUGUACGACACACAGCGCCUGCGAUGCUGCAAGCAGUGAUGUCCUUUGUCCUGUGUAAUGCCGACUUCCAUUCGAG